GUUGCAUAUCGCCUCUCCGGAGCUAAACGGGACAGUGCUAUGAGGACUCAGCCCCAAAGCCAAACUUGUGAAGUGUACUACGUCUCUGGCCAUGGACACUCCGGCUGCUCUGCUGCACAGGGAGAGGGGGAGUUGAAGGGGCCCACCCAGUCGCUGAGCCCCCCCACGAAGCCUGAGGAUGGAGCAGAGCAGAGGGCGGAGGGGGGGCGAGCUCCGGCCUGUGGCUCCUGGAGGAGGUGGAUGUUGGGUCUCCUGCCUUUCUUCCCCUUCACAGCUGCCAUUGCACUCACCCUCCACUACUUAACAUCGCCGCCCUCCUCCGUGUUCUUCAUCGGUGGCAGCAUGGAGUUCCCAAACCUGAGCUUCUCCUCAGAACUGACUGACUCCACCUCCCCGCAGUUCCGCCUGCAGGCUCAGGCUUUGAACCAUUAUUUGUCAGAUCUGUACGAGUCGUCUCCGUGGAGCUCUCACUACCGGCGCUCAGGGAUCACUGCCUUCAGUGAAGGAGCAGAGGGGCUCAAUGUCUUCUACUGGAGUCAGUUCUACGCCCCGGACGAUGUUGCCAUGGCGAUCCGGAUGUCCAGCCCAGAGAAGCUGCAGCGCAGGCUCCCCGGCAGCAACAAGGUGCAGCGCUACAGCCGCAAUGAGCAGCGCUACUCCAUGGAGCAGGAUGAGGACAUGCUCCACCUGCUGGGUUUGGACCCUGAUGACUUUGAAUCAGAUGAAAAAUCAGACAAGAUAAAGAAUCCCCACAGCCUGCAGAGUGGGAAGUGGCAGCUCGGCUUCCAAGCAAUGUCCUUUGACCUCUACGCCAAAUUCGGCAACAACCGCACGCUGAGCCUUGUGAGUCCCAAGAAGCCGUACUACCAGUGGCGGCUACGCGUGCCGUCGGGUCACGUGGUGCGGCUGGUUAUCCUCACCCUGCAUGGCGCCACGCCAGGAAGCUGCACCGCCCACAAGCUCUCGGCCUACGACUUCCUGCUUCCUUUACAGAACAAGAUCAUUGCCAGGUGGUGUGGCCUGCCUGUCUUGGGUUCGUCUCCGGUCAUGAGGCUGACGUCCUCUGGGAACGUCAUGUUAGUCACCUUCUCCUUCAGCCGACAGAGAGAUGGAGCCAUAUUCAAAGCAUAUUUCCAGGCCAUCCCGAAAGCAGGUUGUGGAGGAUCUCUUUCCUCUUGGAACGGCUCCAUUUCCUCGCCCUACUACCCUUCCUAUUACCCUCCUAAUAUAGACUGUGUCUGGACUCUACGGGCGCCGUUGCCAGGAUACCUGAUCUCCAUGACGAUCGUGACGAUGGACAUUCAGGAUUCCCCGUCAUCGGACGGAUGUGAGAAAGACUGGCUGGACAUCGGAGGGGUCAAACUGUGUAACCCGCUGUCGGACAGCAGCAGGAAGCGAGUCUACUCCUCUCCCAUCUCCCUUCACUUCCGCUCCGAUGAAUCACUCACUCACAAGGGCUUCUACCUGCUCUUCAGAGCCUUCUCUCCAGAGAGCACUUGUCCUCGUCAGUUUCGCUGUGGAGAUGGCCGCUGCAUCCCUCUGAGAAAGGUGUGUGAUGGAGUGAAGGACUGCUCAGAUGGACGGGAUGAGGCUAAAUGCUCGUCCUGCAGGCCGUGGGAGGUGAGGUGUGCUAACGGCCAGUGCAAACCUCACAGCAGCCAGUGUUUCAGUCAGAGCCCGUGUGAUGACAGCAGCGAAGAGGGAACCUGUGGAAGUAAAUGUUAUCACGUAUGUCCCAACAAGUUGUGUUUGCCAAAGUCUUCAAUGUGUGACGGUGUCGUCGACUGCAAAGACCGCAGCGAUGAACUCAACUGUACCAGAGCAUAUUUUAAAGGCUGCUCCUCAUCCUCUUACAAAUGUCCCAAUGGAAAGUGUGUUGGAAAGAUCAACCCUGAGUGUGAUGGAGUAAAAGACUGUAAUGACGGCUCGGAUGAAAUGCGCUGUAGUUGUGGCACCAGGCCCAGGAAGCGCACUAAGAUAGUUGGGGGUUCUGAUGCCGGAGCGGGUUCCUGGCCGUGGCAGGUCAGCCUCCAGAUGGAUCGCUACGGCCACGUCUGUGGAGCCACGCUGGUCUCCAGCCGCUGGCUCAUCUCUGCAGCUCACUGCUUCCAGGACUCAGAUGCUAUUAAAUACUCCGAUGCCCGAGCAUGGCGGGCCUACAUGGGAAUGCGUGUGAUGACCGUGGGGAACAACGGAGCAGCCACCAGACAGAUCCGGAGAAUUCUCCUGCACCCUAAGUACGACCAGUUCACCUCGGACUACGACAUCGCCCUCCUGGAGCUCAGCGCUCCCGUCUUCUUCAACGACCUGGUGCAGCCCGUGUGCGUCCCCGCCUCCUCACACGCCUUCUCCACAGGGACCAACUGCUACGUGACAGGCUGGGGGGUGCUCAUGGAGGACGGUGAGCUGGCCUCUCGCUUACAAGAGGCCUCAGUGAAGAUCAUCAACAGGAACACGUGCAACAAGCUGUAUGACGACGCCGUAACUCCCAGAAUGCUGUGCGCUGGGAACAUGCAGGGAGGGGUGGAUGCCUGCCAGGGUGACUCCGGAGGUCCGUUGGUGUGUCUGGAGCGCAGCAGGCGGUGGUUCCUGGCCGGGAUCGUGAGCUGGGGCGAGGGCUGCGCCAGGCAAAACCGCCCCGGUGUCUACACGCAGGUGGUGAAGUUCACCGACUGGAUCCAUCAGCAGACCAAAGGACAGGUGUGACCGACACGGGGAAGAACGACAGACUUAACACACGGGACGGAGGUUUUCAAACGUGGCGUCUA
Messenger RNA from Limanda limanda (common dab), 2768 nucleotides. RefSeq names its product suppressor of tumorigenicity 14 protein homolog. The transcript has 19 exons. NCBI's taxonomy places the organism in Eukaryota, Metazoa, Chordata, Actinopteri, Pleuronectiformes, Pleuronectidae. Gene Ontology annotation, molecular function: protein binding; serine-type endopeptidase activity. Gene Ontology annotation, biological process: acrosome reaction; proteolysis. The coding region runs from base 40 to 2706 and encodes 888 amino acids. The record is from RefSeq and is a predicted model, not a curated record.